Molecule: messenger RNA, 981 nt
Organism: Cygnus atratus (black swan)
Lineage: Eukaryota; Metazoa; Chordata; Aves; Anseriformes; Anatidae
Product: annexin A8-like
Exons: 12
Coding region: 1-981 (326 amino acids)
Biological process (GO): endosomal transport; endosome organization; negative regulation of serine-type endopeptidase activity
Cellular component (GO): cytoplasm
Molecular function (GO): calcium ion binding; calcium-dependent phospholipid binding
Source: RefSeq, a predicted model, not a curated record
AUGGCAUGGUGGAAGGCUUGGAGUGAAGCAGAGGGCGUGUCUGUGACAGGUGCUUUAAACUUUGACCCUGCACCUGAUGCUCAAGCCCUGUACAAGGCCAUGAAGGGGUUUGGGACUGAUGAACAAGCUAUAAUUGAUGUCCUAACUAAGAGGAGCAACAUGCAGCGUCAACAGAUUGCCAAAUCCUUCAAAGGACAGUUUGGAAAGGAUCUGAUUGAAAGCCUGAAGUCUGAACUGAGCGGCGACUUCGAGAGGCUCAUUGUGGCUCUCAUGUACCCCCCGUUCAAGUAUGAUGCAAAGGAGCUGUACGAUGCCAUGAAGGGUGUGGGAACAAGUGAAGGUGUUAUCAUAGAGAUCCUGGCAUCACGAACAAAGGCGCAGAUCAGAGAGAUAAUCAAGGCAUACAAAGAAGAAUACGGUUCUGAUCUGGAAGAAGACAUAAAAUCAGAAACAAGUGGCUAUUUUGAACAGAUUCUAGUUUGCCUUCUUCAGGGUGAGAGGGACAAUGCCACUCUCUAUGUGGAUACCGCGUUGGCUCUCCAGGAUGCAGAGACUCUCUAUGCUGCUGGGGAGAAGAUACGGGGCACCGAUGAGAUACAGUUCAUCACCAUCCUGUGCACGAGGAGUGCCACACACUUGAUGAAAGUGUUUGAAGAAUACCAGAAACUUUCUGGUAAAAGCAUAGAAGACAGCAUCAAGAGUGAGACUAGUGGCUCACUAGAGGAUGCUAUGCUGGCUAUUGUGAAAUGCACAAGGAACAUCCAUUGCUACUUUGCAGAGAGGCUAUACCAUGCUUUAAAGGGGGCUGGCACCCGCGAUGGGACCCUCAUAAGGGUGAUUGUUUCUCGAAGUGAAGUUGACUUAAAUCUUAUCAAGGCUGAAUUCAAGCGGAUUGCAGGACAGUCUCUCUCCAGCAUGAUUGUGGAUGACACCAGUGGUGAUUACAAGACAGCCUUGCUAAAUCUCUGUGGCAGUGAGUGA